Messenger RNA from Funneliformis caledonium, 239 nucleotides. NCBI's taxonomy places the organism in Eukaryota, Fungi, Glomeromycota, Glomeromycetes, Glomerales, Glomeraceae. The record is from the annotation of a GenBank genome assembly.
CUUCACAACUUGGGCAAAUUAAACCUUAUGAAGGACAAUGCACACUAGAUGAUUUUAUUCAACAUGUUACAAAUGUUUUUGAAUCUGCCAGAAAUGUAAUCACAGCCGCCAAUAAUGCUAAUGCAGAGUAUGAUGGGAAUAAGUUUUCCCCAGUACCAGCAAAUGAUCCCUAUACAGGUGGUAAUCCCGCUAUCAAUACACCCGCUACAUUUACUGUUUGGCUACGUCAUAAAUAUUGA